GGCCCGCCCCGGCGCCGGGCGGCGGCAGCGGCGGCAGCGCGUGUUCGCCAUGCCGAAGGCCAAGGGGAAGACCCGGCGGCACAAAUACUCCUACAACCUCAACCGCAAGCGCCUGUACCGCAGCGCCCGCCGCCGCGCCGCGCCGCGCAUCGCAUGCCCGCACAUCCGCCAUGCCUGGGACCCCGCGAAAUCCGUGGCGCAGAACCUGUCUGACAUGGGCCUGGCCGAGGAUCCCAACAAGGCCCUCCCCAUCCCAAGGAAGCUGCGGGAGGCAGGAGUGGAAAGCACUCGACGGGAGCAAGCGCAGAACCUAGUGCGGAAGCCUUACGUGGUGAACGAGAUGGAAUAUGAGGCUAGUCUCCCCGAGAAGAAGUCCAACACCCUGUCACGAGACCUCAUUGACUACGUGCGGUACAUGAUCCAGAACCACGGGGAGAACUACAAGGAAAUGGCUCGAGAUGAGAAGAACUACUACCAGGAUACUCCCAAGCAGAUUAAGAGAAAGAUCAACGUGUACAAGAAUUUCUACCCUGAGGAGUACAAGGAUUUCGUUGCAUCACUCAAGCAGGAGAAGAUGGACGUGCAGUGACUGCCCUUUGUUCUCAAGGCUGCCUGCAAGUGCAGGUGUGAUGUGACCAUCUUCUGAACCGAGCAGGGGCUGACGGGCAGGUGACAGUCGCUCACAGGCUCAGUGCCUGCCAAGCCAGCUAUGCAAAGCCUCUGGCGAUGGAGGAAGGGCCUUCAUUAGACAGAGGGAGUUACAACCAGGCAUGAAAGGCUCUUGCAGUGGCUUCUGGUAUUUGGGGCUGAAUGUGCUGUGUGGCAGACAGCACUUCUUUUGCCUGGUUGAAAUAAAUGACUCCUUCAAGCUGG
Messenger RNA from Colius striatus (speckled mousebird), 873 nucleotides. It is a transcript of the gene NOP16, whose product is annotated as NOP16 nucleolar protein. The record is from RefSeq and is a predicted model, not a curated record. The transcript has 5 exons. Gene Ontology annotation, biological process: ribosomal large subunit biogenesis. Bases 50 to 589 code for a protein of 179 amino acids. Gene Ontology annotation, cellular component: nucleolus. NCBI's taxonomy places the organism in Eukaryota, Metazoa, Chordata, Aves, Coliiformes, Coliidae.